Messenger RNA from Podospora anserina S mat+, 420 nucleotides. RefSeq lists its product as uncharacterized. Gene Ontology annotation, biological process: chromatin remodeling; positive regulation of transcription by RNA polymerase II; negative regulation of transcription by RNA polymerase II. Gene Ontology annotation, molecular function: protein heterodimerization activity; core promoter sequence-specific DNA binding; TBP-class protein binding. The transcript is spliced from 4 exons. Gene Ontology annotation, cellular component: negative cofactor 2 complex. Lineage: Eukaryota; Fungi; Ascomycota; Sordariomycetes; Sordariales; Podosporaceae. The coding region runs from base 1 to 420 and encodes 139 amino acids. The record is from RefSeq and is a predicted model, not a curated record.
AUGUCGGACCACGAGUUAGGAGGAAAUGACGACCUGUCCCUCCCCAAAGCCACCGUUCAAAAGAUUGUUGGGGAGAUUCUGCCAUCGUCAACAGGCAUCGCCUUCGCCAAGGAGGCUCGCGACCUCCUUAUAGAGUGCUGUGUCGAGUUCAUCACUCUCAUCUCUAGCGAGGCAAACGAGAUUUCUGAGAAGGAAGCCAAAAAGACUAUCGCUUGUGACCACAUCACCAAGGCAUUGGAGCAACUCGGCUUUGCCGACUACGUCCCUGCCGUUUUGGAAGCCGCUGCAGAGCACAAGGAAGUCCAAAAGGGACGUGAGAAGAAGGCAAACAAGUUUGAGCAGAGCGGCAUGACAUUGGAGGAACUCGAACGUCUCCAGCAAGAGCAGUUUGCCGAUGCUGCCAAGAGACACAUAGGAUGA